GCGCUGUUCACUGUACGCUUUGAAUAGGUCAGUGGUCAUGGCAAACAUGGCUCUUUCGUGCUGCGCGAGAAUGAAAAAUGGAAUUAAAAUACUUAAAGCCACUGGUAAUUUCUCAAGAGUUGGUGCUAAAAUGCAGGCAAAUUACUGUGUCAGUGCCAGUUCAAGCCAGACGUAUCCUGGUAUCACAGAGUCAACAGAGGAGUACAAAUAUGUUGAAAGGUUGAUCCCACCAAGCAGCGUACCAACUCCACCCAAACAUGAUCAGUAUCCCACGCCAUCUGGUUGGCGUCCACCUGCAGCUGUUCCACCUGCUCUACCUUACAUGGUGCGCCGCUCACGUAUGCAUAACGUGCCAGUGUACUCUGACAUCACGCACGGCAAUCGAAAAAUGACCAUCGUCCGAAAGAUUGAGGGUGAUAUUUGGGCUCUUGAAAAGGACUUGAAAGACUUUUUGACGCAUACAUCAGGUACCACACCACUGAUGCAGGUCAAUGAAGUAAACAUGAGCAUCCGUAUCAAGGGUUCUUUUGACAAGGACUUGAAAUCUUGGCUGCUAGAGAAGGGAUUCUGAGAGCUCAUAGCUAUUGUAUGAACAUACCGGUGCUUCUACAAAAGAAGAACGUCCAGGUCUCAGGCACACUGAAUGGACUCACUGUAAUGGAAUUCCAAGUCUUUUGUUGAAGUUACAAUACCACUUCAAAUAAUGUGGUUAUCAAUAUGUAUAACAAAUAGAAACUGGAAUUUUGUUGACUUCAGCAUAUAAUGAAAAAAUAUUUCAUCAAUAAAACCCAUGUCAAAAUGAA
Messenger RNA from Polypterus senegalus (gray bichir), 803 nucleotides. RefSeq names its product mitochondrial ribosomal protein L49 (gene mrpl49). The coding region runs from base 38 to 571 and encodes 177 amino acids. Gene Ontology annotation, cellular component: ribosome; mitochondrial large ribosomal subunit. The record is from RefSeq and is a predicted model, not a curated record. The transcript has 4 exons. Gene Ontology annotation, molecular function: structural constituent of ribosome; translation initiation factor activity. Gene Ontology annotation, biological process: translation; translational initiation. NCBI's taxonomy places the organism in Eukaryota, Metazoa, Chordata, Cladistia, Polypteriformes, Polypteridae.